UGCUCUUCUGGGCAGCAAAAACAAUGUAGUGUGGAUGCUCUACUAGCUUCUAGAUCUCUUCAACACACGGGGGAAGAUGGAUUCACAGAAGGCAUGCAGGGAUGCAUGCGCCCCUUCAUGCAUGGCCGCAUGCAUCAUGCAUGGACUGGACCGAUUCAAUAGGAGGACCAUCAAUCUUUCCUGCCAUUAUUUUCGCGUUCUCCUUCUUUCCCCAUUUUUCCUCUCCUCUUUUUGGUCCGCCACCCCUACUAGAUUGACAAAAAACAAAACAAAUAUUUCCCUUUGUUCUCAUAAUCUUUUUCUGGUAGCUCCGGCGAGUUCUGCUCCUCUCUAGUAGAGGAUGUGCUCGGGAUGCUAGGUUUCAGUUUCUAGAUUGAUUAGGAACAUAUACGUACAAUGCAUUGAGCUUUUGAUCUUCCAUUCAUUCAUGUUUUUGUCUUCGAUGGUUUCUGACUCCUCCGGCCCGGCGAUGCGUGGGAGGUAGGCGACGAGAUCAUCCGCCUCUCUCCCCCUCUUCUCGAUCUCGAUCGCAUGUAAGCUUUGAGAAGAGGAAGAGGAGGAGAGAGGAGAGGUGAGGCGGAUCAUUUCACCGGUUCGUCGAUCGAUCGAUGGCUGUGGAGGCGCCUCAGCCUGAACAAGCAGCGGGUGAAUCCUUGGAGCAGGGUGCGGCGGCGGGCGGCGGCAGACUGAAGAAGGGCCCGUGGACGCCGGAUGAGGACCAGCUGUUGGUGGAGCACGUACGGCGGCACGGGGAAGGGAGCUGGAACGCGGUGCGGCGGGAGACGGGGCUGCUGCGCUGCGGCAAGAGUUGCCGGCUCCGGUGGGCCAACCACCUUCGCCCCAACCUCAAGCGUGGCCCCUUCUCGCCGGAGGAGGAGCGCCUCAUCCUCCGCCUCCACGCGCUCAUCGGCAACAAGUGGGCGCGCAUCUCUGCACACGUGAGUACCACCGGUCAUUCGAUCCCUUUACCCCACCUCGCCAUUAGAAUUUCUUGCCUACCAUUGCAUUCGAUUCUAUCGAUUGCCUGGUGCUCGAUCUGCGUCUGCAUGCAGCUGCCGGGGAGGACGGACAAUGAGAUCAAGAACUACUGGAACACGCGGUUGAAGCGGCGGAAGCGCGCCGGCAUGGCCCUGUACCCGCCGGAUGUCGAGCGGGAGGUGGCGCUCGUCCGCGCCGGCAAGCUGAGGCCCAUCGUCGACGCCGACGGCAACGCCAGCAGCCUCCAAGCACCGCUCCUCCUGGACGCGGCCGCGGACCAGUUCGCCUGGCCGGCUGCGCCGCCGUUCCACCCCGCCUACAACAACGUCGCUCCUCCGCAGCCUUUCCAAUUUACCGGCAACAUUAGCCACAACCCGCAGGCCCUCCUCGCAGCGCAAGUACCGUACCUCCACCACGACGAGGUUUCCGCCGGCCUCGGCCACGCCAACAAGCUUUACGCCGACGCACCGGGGAUGCCACCGUUGGUGCCCCCCGCUGUACAGGAGCUCCCUUCGAACCAAUCUCCCGCGGACGCCGGCGGGCCGCUCGAGAUGCUCGUCCUCGAGCAGGACCAGCGGCUGCCCGGCGCCGCCCUGCUCCGCGUUACGUCCAUGCCGGAGCUGGUCUACAACGAGAACGACUACUCCGCGUGGCCGUCCGGCCUCAGCGGUGGCAGUGGCAGCCGAUCCGAAGGCGACGUGACCUCGCAUUAUGGCGGGAAAUGCGACUGCUUCGGUGAGUUGGGCGCAGAUGGCGUGAAGCCUGCGAAGAGGAUGGCCGCGAGCUUGGUGGUGGCAGAGGAGGAGGUGUCCGGCCUGUUCGGCGGCGAAGAUUUGGUGGAGGUGUGGCCUGACAAGCCGCCGGAGUCGAUCACGAAAGACGACUUCAACCUCCAGAUGGAGAUGCAGCACCUCAUGCCCCCCGUGCCGCUCUCGGCUGACGAACACGGCUUGAAUUAAUUAGCACAACGCCGCUUCGCGAACAAAACUGGAACAGUUCAAAAGGACAAGGGAUUUAAAAGAAAAAAAAAUAGUGUACUACUGUAGUAAAAAAAUCAGUUAAGGCCCAUCAUGAAAAUGUUUGUCUUUGUCUUUAUGCAACAAGAGAUGGA
Aegilops tauschii subsp. strangulata is the source of this 2089-nucleotide messenger RNA. RefSeq lists its product as uncharacterized. NCBI's taxonomy places the organism in Eukaryota, Viridiplantae, Streptophyta, Magnoliopsida, Poales, Poaceae. Gene Ontology annotation, molecular function: catalytic activity. The record is from RefSeq and is a predicted model, not a curated record.